UUUUCUAGGCUUACGAGAGGGAGAGAAAUGAGGCCGGGGGGCACCGUGGCUGUCCCAGGGCCACAGAAAUAAUCCCAGCGUCGCGGAGGCAGGUGCCCAGUCUCCUGCAGGUGUGGCAGGUGUGAGGCAGGUCCUGGCUGCUCUUGGCUCUGGAUCCCGACUAGCAGAGGAUUUCUAGGAUCGCUGGAGGCACAUUUCAGAGUCGCUGGGAAGCUUGGCGAGAUGCCAGACAUACCUUCAGCCUUCCUGCCCCUCCUCCUUCUCUCCAGGUUAGUUGCCCCUGUGACCUUUCGUCACCACCGCUAUGAUGACCUCGUGCGGACACUAUACAAAGUGCACAACCAAUGCCCGGACAUUACGCGGCUCUACAACAUCGGGCGCAGCGUGAAGGGGAGGUACCUCUACGUGCUGGAGUUCAGCGACCACCCGGGGAUCCAUGAGCCCUUGGAACCAGAAGUCAAGUAUGUGGGGAACAUGCACGGGAACGAGGUGCUGGGCCGUGAGCUGCUGCUGCAGCUGUCGGAGUUCCUCUGUGAGGAGUUCCGGAACCGGAACCAGCGAAUCCUGAGCCUCAUCCAGGACACGCGCAUUCAUAUCCUGCCUUCCAUGAACCCCGACGGCUACGAGGUGGCUGCCGCGCAGGGCCCAAACGCAUCUGGGUAUCUGGUUGGUAGGAACAACGCAAAUGGAGUGGACCUGAACCGCAACUUCCCUGACCUCAACACCUAUUUCUAUUACAACGAGAAGUAUGGGGGCCCCAACCACCACUUACCCCUCCCGGACAACUGGAAAAGUCAGGUGGAACCCGAGACCCGGGCCGUGAUCCAGUGGAUUCGCUCCCUAAACUUCGUUCUCUCAGCCAAUCUGCAUGGCGGGGCAGUGGUGGCCAAUUACCCAUAUGACAAGUCCCUGUUCCGAAGUCCACACCGCACCUCCAAUUCUCCCACACCGGAUGACCAGCUCUUCCAGACGCUGGCCAAGGUCUACUCUUAUGCCCAUGGAUGGAUGCACCAAGGUUGGAACUGCGGCGAUUACUUCCCAGACGGCAUCACCAACGGGGCGUCAUGGUACUCUCUCAGCAAGGGAAUGCAAGAUUUUAAUUAUCUCCACACCAACUGCUUUGAGAUCACACUGGAGUUGAGUUGCAACAAGUUUCCCCGCCAAGAGGAGCUUCAGCGGGAGUGGCUGGGUAACCGGGAAGCCUUAAUCCAGUUCUUGGAACAGGUUCACCAGGGCAUCAAGGGAAUGGUGCUCGAUGAGAACUCCAACCACCUCCCAGGGGCUGCCAUUUCUGUCAGCGGGAUCAAUCACGAUGUCACUUCAGGUGAACAUGGGGACUACUUCCGUCUGCUGCUUCCUGGUACUUACAUUGUUACCGCCAAGGCACCGGGGUAUGACCCAAAAACGGAGACUGUGACUGUGGGGCCUGCAGGACCAAAACUGGUCAACUUCCAACUCAGUCGAAGCAUGUCUCAGGUGUACCCUGCAGAGAAAGCUCCCAGCCGAGGACAGGGAGGCAGGCCAAAGCAUUCCCGGAUAACCAGAAAGAAAGACACAGCAACAAAGCGCCAUCGAGGUCCUGCCUGAGGCCCAGCCCCCACGGCCUCACACCGCGAGGACCGAGGACGGGUCCCUGCUCUCCUAUCCCAUGGCCACACUUCUCUUGUAUUAUCUGGGACAUAUUCAGACAUAGGCACAGCCAUAAGAGGUCCAAGUGUUUCUGCCUUCCCUAGGCCAGCAUUAAAGGAGUCAGAACCUUCUGGAAACUGGUGCCCCACUGUACAUGCCUCUGUAGAUCAACAUUAAAGGGGUCAGAACCUUCUGGAAACUGG
Molecule: messenger RNA, 1832 nt
Organism: Phodopus roborovskii (desert hamster)
Lineage: Eukaryota; Metazoa; Chordata; Mammalia; Rodentia; Cricetidae
Gene: Cpn1
Product: carboxypeptidase N subunit 1
Exons: 9
Coding region: 223-1587 (454 amino acids)
Biological process (GO): proteolysis
Molecular function (GO): metallocarboxypeptidase activity; zinc ion binding
Source: RefSeq, a predicted model, not a curated record